GCAGGGGGCGCUGGAUAGAAAGUUCCCUAGUGGAGGAAAACAGGUUUUCGUGUUAAUUAACCAUCUCAUUUUCCGAUGGAGGUGCUUCUGUCAGCCGAUUAGGGAAUAUGGGAAAUGGAUGUGGAUCAGAUGAUCGAGAAGAGAUUAAAUCCAACUAGAAUCAAAGCUUUUCCUACUCAAAGAAAUUCCAACCGGAUGUGGGAGGGUUCUAAGCCAUGACUACCAACGAUUAUCCAUCAUUAUGGGGCUUUGGAACAACAAAAACAUUUAAAAUUCCUGUGGAACAUUUGGAUUUUAAGUACAUUGAAAAAUGUUCAGAUGUUAAACACUUGGAAAAAAUUCUUUAUGUGCUCAGCCUCCUGUCCUCCCUCAGCAUCCCCGCUGGUGCCCAGACACAGUCGAUGUUACAACCUCCUCAUUUCCGAAACAGAGAGUCUGGUGAGGAAGGAUAUUAUCCUGAACUUACGGAAUUCUGUGAAAAUCGUCUUAAAGGCUUGGCUCCUGAAAGUAGAGCUUUGAGGAAAGAUAAACCUGCAGCAACAGCGGCCAGUUUUACAGCAGAAGAAUGGGAAAAAAUUGACGGCGAUAUAAAGAGUUGGGUUUCGGAAAUUAAAAAAGACGAAAAUAAAAUGCACUUUCAUGAAACUGAAGCAUCUCCAGCAAUGGAAGAUCAUUUGCCUCCAGUUCGUGGUUCAAACAGCUGUGUUCAUGUUAGUAAGGAAAAAUAUUCUAAUACCAGACGACCUAAAAAGAAAAUUCCGAGGGAUUAUGCAGAAUGGGAUAAGUUUGAUGUGGAAAAGGAAUGUUCAAAAAUUGAUGAAGAUUACAAAGAAAAAACUAUAGUAAAUAACAAGUCACAUUUGUCUAAAAUUGAGACAAGAAUAGACACAGCAGGUCUAACUGAGAAGGAAAAGACUUUUCUUGCUACUCAUGAAAAGGAAAAAGGAAAUGAAGCUUUUAACUCAGGGGACUAUGAAGAGGCUGUGAUGUAUUAUACUAGGAGUAUAUCCGUGCUCCCCACUGUGGUGGCCUAUAACAACCGUGCUCAAGCAGAACUCAAACUACAGAACUGGAACAGUGCUUUCCGGGAUUGUGAAAAGGUCUUGGAGUUAGAACCUGGAAACUUGAAAGCUCUUCUGCGCCGUGCCACUACAUAUAAACAUCAGAACAAGCUCCAGGAAGCUAUAGAAGAUUUGAAUAAAGUACUGAAUGUUGAACCUGAUAAUGAGUUGGCCAAAAAGACCUUGUCGGAGGUUGAGAGAGAUCUGAAAAAUUCUGAACCUGCAUCUAGGGCUCAAACCAAAGGGAAGAGAAUGGUUAUCCAGGAAAUAGAAAACUCAGAGGAUGAAUGUGGGAAGGACAGCGGAAGAGCCCAGGAAGACGGCAGUGGAGAUAAGAAGGCCGCGGAGCCGGCGGGACCCGGGAGCGCCGCCGAGCCGCGCGCCAUGGGCAACAUCCAGAAGAAGCUGACCGGCAAAAGCGAGGGCGGCAAGCGGCCCGAGAAGGGCGCGCCGCGGCGGGGUCGGGCGCCCGGGGCCGGCGCGGACAAGCGGGGCCGUCUGCGGGCCCCAGCGGCGGCGGGCAGCGGGCGGGGCGCCGGGGACCCCGCCGCCGCCGCCGCCCCCGCGGGCCCGGUCCCCGCCGCCACGCUCGGCCCCGCGGACCUGAAGAGCCAGGGCAACGAGCUGUUCAAAAGCGGCCAGUUCGCCGAGGCGGCCCUCAAGUACUCGGCGGCGGUCGCGCAGCUGGAGCCCGCAGGAAGCGGAAAUGCAGAGGAUCUAAGUAUCUUAUAUUCAAAUAGAGCGGCGUGUUACCUAAAAGAAGGAAACUGCAGCGGCUGCAUUCAAGACUGUAACAGGGCUCUGGAACUUCAUCCAUUCUCAGUCAAACCUCUUCUUCGUCGAGCAAUGGCCUAUGAAACUUUAGAGCAGUAUCAGAAAGCUUAUGUGGAUUAUAAAACAGUGUUGCAGAUAGACUGCAGAAUCCAGCUGGCAAACGACAGUAUUAACAGAAUAACAAGAAUUUUAAUGAAUCUGGAUGGACCAAGCUGGCGGGAGAAGCUGUCACCCAUUCCUGCUGUGCCCACUGCUGCACAUGUGCGAGCCUGGCAGCCUGUGGAGACGCCCCCCAACCAAGGGGGAGAUUCCUGCAGCCGGCCCCAGCCCAGCAUCGCAGAUGAAAAAAUGUUUAAAACCCUUAAAGAAGAAGGAAAUCAAUGUGUAAAGGACAAAAACUAUAAAGAUGCCCUUAGUAAAUACAGUGAAUGCUUAAAGAUUAACAACAAGGAAUGUGCCAUUUAUACAAACAGAGCUCUCUGUUACUUGAAACUGUGCCAGUUUGAAGAGGCAAAGCAGGACUGUGACCGGGCACUUCAGAUCGAUGAUGGGAACGUGAAAGCGUGCUAUAGACGAGCUCUGGCUCAUAAAGGACUCAAGGAUUAUGAGAAAAGUUUAAACGAUCUCAAUAAAGUUCUUCUACUAGAUUCAAGUAUUAUUGAGGCAAAGAUGGAACUGGAAGAAGUAACCAGAUUCCUUAACAUUAAGGACAAUACAACAUCAUUCAACAAAGAAAAGGAGAGAAGGAAAAUUGAGAUUCAAGAGGUGAGCGAAGGCCAGGAAGAGGAGCCUGGAAGGACCUCGGAGGAGCUCUCCACUGACUGCCCUGUCUCUGAGAACGGGGACACAACCAGGGGGCCACCAGAAUUCUGUGAAAAACUACCCAUCACCAAGCCUAACAACGCCUAUGAGUUUGGUCAGGUUAUAAAUGCUAUCAGUAUGCGGAACGAUAAAGAAGCCUGUGCACACCUUUUAACCCUCACUGAACCGAAAGAUUUGCCAGUGUUGUUGAGUAACAAACUUGAAGGGGAUACAUUCCUCCUCCUUAUUCAGUCUCUGAAAAAUAAUCUUAUUGGUAAAGAUCCCUCAUUGGUGUAUCAGCAUCUUUUAUAUCUGAGUAAAGCAGAGAGGUUCAAGAUGAUGUUGACACUAAUUAGCAAGGGCCAGAAGGAGCAAAUUGAACAGCUCUUUGAUGACCUCUCAGGCACACCUAACAAGCAUUUUACUUUAGAAGAUGUACAGGCCCUAAAAAGGAACUAUGAGCUUUAAGUCAAGACUAUUGUUAGAUUUCUUCCAUGCAUGUAUGUAUUCCAGUAAUGCUAGUGGGAUGGUAUUGUAAUAGAGUUGCAUGGAUGAAACCUGGUUUAGAAAAGAUCCUUUGAUCUGGAGUAUAAAGUAUUUUACUUAUUUUUAUACAUAGAACAUGUAUAUUCUACAAUAUGCUUUUUAUCAGUUGUAAAUAUUUUCUUACGUACCAAGACCUAACAUCUUUAUAUUUAACAAUUAUAUUUGGAACUUGUUUAAAGUACAUUUUAAUUUAUAGUACACAUUUUCUUUUAAUUACUCUCGUUGAAAAUUUGAGUUGAAUUACAUUUCUUUGGACUAUGAAGGAUUCCUCUAAAGUGUGAUAGAAAUGUAUUUCUUUAAAAAUCAUUAACAGUGAUUAUUAUAUUACCUUUAUUUCCUGCUAUGAUACAUAUAUAUAUAAAUCCCUUUUGUACUAGUUGUAUAUUACAGUAAGCUAGAGUGAAAUGCAACACUUAAGUCUUAUAAUAAAUGAUUAAUAGUGAUUAUUAAUUUAAGAGCUUUAAGAGGAACUUAUUUUUUUCUUAACAUGGAAACAUUCAGAACAAAAAUUGGCAAAAAUUUCUACUACUUUUUACUAGAUUUUAAAUUAAAUAUCUUGCUUAUGUAAAUAACAAAAUCACUACUGUAUAAAAGCAGACUAAGCCUGCAUUUUGUCACCUCCACAUUUUCCUCCAAGUUUAAAUGUCCCUUUUCCUCCUCCUUUAAGCAUGACCGUAUUUUAUUCCCUUGAAGUGAAGAGAUCUUAUCAUAUUGAAAAUUCCUUUGUUAACUUGGUCAAAGUAAAGGCAUUUCUUAAAAUAAAACAUUCAGGUCUGUA
Molecule: messenger RNA, 3960 nt
Organism: Mustela erminea (ermine)
Lineage: Eukaryota; Metazoa; Chordata; Mammalia; Carnivora; Mustelidae
Gene: SPAG1
Product: sperm associated antigen 1
Exons: 20
Coding region: 216-3104 (962 amino acids)
Cellular component (GO): mitochondrion; cytosol
Molecular function (GO): heat shock protein binding
Source: RefSeq, a predicted model, not a curated record